GGUGAACAUUGGCAAUACGAUAACAUUAGCCGCGUGUUUAAGUGUAACCAUAGCUGGGAAUCCCAGCCUGGAAUACACUUAAGCUGGGAUCUCAAUACCCAAUGGAUAGAUGCCAUGGAUUUAAAUUUGGCUACAUAUCCUAUAUUAGCGCAUAUCGACUGGCAAUCAAAUGAAGGGAAGAGUAGCCCAGAGAGAAGGGAGAGAAGAAUACGGUCGAAGGGGAACGGAGUGACAGCCUGUUUGCCUCUCAAAUGGGGCCCGAUAGCAAUGGUAGUUCUCUAUUGCACUUCAAUGCAUGGCUUUGAGGCUCAGGGCUCAGAGCUCUGCCUGUUUUCUCAUACCAUCUCAUUCUCAUCGCAUCCCAACAUAAUU
Molecule: messenger RNA, 372 nt
Organism: Medioppia subpectinata
Lineage: Eukaryota; Metazoa; Arthropoda; Arachnida; Sarcoptiformes; Oppiidae
Source: the annotation of a GenBank genome assembly